AUGUCAUAUACUUCAGCCAUAACAACCGCGAUUCACAACCCGCAGUUACGCCUUCUCAAUGCUCUGCGAGCCAACUCCAAACCUAUCAUGACUUUCCUGGGACUUCCGUCCUUUCGCACAGCCCAAAUUGUAGCUCAGACCGGUGUUGAUGGCAUCAUCAUCGACUGUGAGCAUGGCCAUAUAAGCGAUGAUUCCAUGCACAGUUCGACUGCCGCCAUAGCCUCUUUAGGAGUAUCGCCGCUUGUCCGUCUUAGAAUGACCCAUGCGGAUUUGAUUAAAAGAGCUUUGGAUGCUGGUGUACACGGUAUCGUUGUACCUCAAAUCAACACAGCCGAAGAAGCCAGGGCCGUUGUCUCUCAUGCGAAAUUCCCUCCCCAGGGACUUCGAGGGCAAGGCUCCGCGUUUCCAGCUAUCGCUCACGGCGUCGACAUGCCAACAUACAUGAAAACGGCGAAUGAGACGCUCAUUACCUGUGUUCAGAUCGAAUCGAAAGCCGGGGUUGAGAAUGUUGACGCGAUCUGUGCUGUUCCUGGUGUCGAUAUGAUUUUCAUUGGGCCGAACGAUCUUGCCCUAUCACUCCUCGGGUAUGUUCCUGCAAAAGGCACUGAGCCCGAGUUUAUCGACGCUAUCGACAAGAUCGUAGCGGCGGCCAGAAAGCAUGGUAAAUGGGUCAGCCGAUUAUCGAACGAUGGGGCUUCGUGCAAGGAGCAUCUGAAAGUGUUUGAUACCGUGGCAAUGAGUUAUGACGUUAGGGCCAUUCAAAAUUGGUAUACCACUGAGUUGCAAGUUGCGCGCUCGUGA
This is a messenger RNA of Aspergillus caelatus, 801 nucleotides long. RefSeq names its product HpcH/HpaI aldolase family protein. Lineage: Eukaryota; Fungi; Ascomycota; Eurotiomycetes; Eurotiales; Aspergillaceae. Bases 1 to 801 code for a protein of 266 amino acids. The transcript is spliced from 4 exons. Gene Ontology annotation, molecular function: aldehyde-lyase activity. Gene Ontology annotation, cellular component: cytoplasm. The record is from RefSeq and is a predicted model, not a curated record.